Molecule: messenger RNA, 2832 nt
Organism: Diaporthe citri
Lineage: Eukaryota; Fungi; Ascomycota; Sordariomycetes; Diaporthales; Diaporthaceae
Exons: 3
Coding region: 1-2832 (943 amino acids)
Biological process (GO): aspartyl-tRNA aminoacylation
Cellular component (GO): cytoplasm; aminoacyl-tRNA synthetase multienzyme complex; cytosol
Molecular function (GO): RNA binding; ATP binding; aspartate-tRNA ligase activity
Source: RefSeq, a predicted model, not a curated record
AUGUCCAGCCCGUCCAGCCCGUCCAGCCAGUGCCAGCCCGGCAUGUCCUGCUUCGGUACGGACAAGACCAAGGAACAAGACUCCACCACCACCAAAAGCAGUACCAAGAGCAACUCAACCACCAAUACCAACACCAAAAACAACACCAAGGCAGAUACCGCCAGCACUCCUGGUUGCCUGUCAGAGAAAAUGACAGCCCUGCAAAAUGCAUUCAGGGCCUUGUCCCCGCGGUCCAGUGCUGACCAUGGCGCGAGGACCAACGGGAACGGCGGCAUCAACGGCCACGCUCGCAGCAGCUCAUCCGGCUCCAGCAGGAGUCUGGGCAAGGCAAGCCGCCGCACAGAGGACAGGAAUGCCAGGAAGGAGACCAAGGCCCUGAGGCUGCAGGCCGAACGGGAGGAGAUAGAGGAGAGGAGGAAACUCGAGGACCAGCUUGCCAUGCAGGAAGAGGACGAGGAGACCCGCGCGAGGUACGGCUGGGCCAUGGACGCCAAGGAGCUUCUUACCAUCCGGGAGGUUACUGAACUCUCCGAGGGCAAAGAGGUCACCUUCCGCGCCCGCAUACACCACCAGCGCAACAUCUCCAAACACCUCGACUUCGUGCUGUUCCGCGACCAGACACACUCCAUCCAGGGCGUCCUGCAGCACGACACCUCCCACUUCGUCAAGUGGGUGCAGCGCCUCGAGCCAGAGUCGCUCGUCCAGGUUACAGGCACACUACAGGCCCCUCCUGAGCCGGUCCGCUCCGCCACCCACAAGGACCUCGAGGUCAAGAUCUACUCGAUCCACGUCGUCAAUGCUGCCCGCGACCUGCCCUUCGACAACUACGAGCCCCCAGAGACCACCCAGGCCCGCCUGAACAACCGCAUCCUGGACCUCAGGCACCCCAGCAACCAGGCUCUGUUCCGCAUCAGGGCCAUGGUCACCCGCAAGUUCCGCGACGUUCUCGACCGCGAUGGCUUCAUCGAGAUCCAGACCCCCAAACUGCAGCCCGCCGCCACAGAGAGCGGCGCCGAGGUCUUCAAGGUCAACUACUUCGGGCGCCGCGCCUUCCUGGCCCAGAGCCCCCAACUGGCCAAGCAGAUGACUGUCUCCGCCGACUUUGGCAAGGUGUAUGAGAUCGGUCCUGUCUUUCGAGCCGAGAAUUCAAACACCAAACGUCAUCUUGCCGAGUACACCGGACUUGACAUCGAGAUGGCCAUCCAAAAGGACUACCACGAGGUCAUUCGCGAGGUGGAUAGCUUCCUCAAGGAGGUGUUCCGCACUCUCCAGUCCAUGCCCGAGCUUGAAAUCGUCCGUCAGCGGUGGCCAUCCGAGGACCUAGUCUGGCUCGAGCAGACGCCUAUUAUUCCCUUCACCGAGGGGCUCCAGAUGCUGCGCGAUGACGGAAUCGACGUCGAAGAGGAAGAUUUGUCGACCAGGAACGAGAUCCGACUGGGCGAGCUGGUCAAGGAGAAGUACAAGACCGACUACUACGUCCUGGACAAGUUCCCAGCCAACGCGCGACCAUUUUACACGCACAAAGACGCCACUGACCCCAAGUGGACCAACUCCUUCGACAUGUUCAUCCGUGGCCAAGAGAUCUGCUCAGGUGGCCAGCGUAUCCACGACGCCACCAGGCUGCGCGAAAACAUGAGGCAGAUUGGCAUGUCAGAAGACGGCAUGGAGCACUACCUCGCCGCCUUCGACCUCGGCGCCCCACCACACGCUGGUGCUGGUCUCGGACUGGAGCGCAUCCUGGCCUGGACCCUGCAGCUCGUCGACGUGCGAUACGCAACUCUGUACCACCGCGACCCCAAGUCCAUGCCUGAACGAAACAUACGCCUUCCCCACCCCGACUGCGAUACAAAGCAUAUCAAGCCCGAGGGCGUAAACAAGUACCCACUGGAGAAGCUCAUCGCCAAUUACGGCGAUGCUACCAACACGUCGUGGCUGGAUGAUCGGUUCGAGAUCUGGAGGCAUGACACCACGGGCGCGGCCGUGGGGUACGUCCGGAAGGACAACAAAUUUGCCAUGAUAACCGGUGACCCACUGUGCGACCCGUCCCAGGUCAACGAGGUCGCCAAGGCGUUCGUCAAGUUCGUUGAGAAGGAUCUCAAGCUCACGCCCAUCUGGAUGUUGGUAUCAGAGUCCGUGCAGGAAGUCCUCGGCCGCACCCUGGGGUGGCGCACCCUCACCUGCGUCGAGGAGCAGCGUGUGGACGCUGACAAGCACGCCGCCGGCCCACAAGGUCGCGAGGCGCGCAAGGUCGAGCGCGAGGGCAUCAGCAUCGACGAGCUGCGGCCAGACGAAGACUUCAUCCACCGCGCGGACGCCGCCAUAGAGCAGUGGAUGGAGAAGCGCAAGGGCAAGAAGCAGGUACACCUGACCGAAAUCAGGCCAUGGGUCGACAUAGAUCACCGUCGGUACUUCGCGGCGCAAAAGGACGUCGAGGAGGACGGCAAAAAGGUUAAGAAGGUCAUGGCGAUGGUGGUCCUGGCUCAGCUGGCGCCCCGUCAUGGCUGGCAGGUCAAGUGGGCGCUCGACUUCCCCGGCACGCCACCGGGCGUCAUCGAGGCGACCAUCCAGACGGCGCUGGCCGCGCUACACGGGCCAGUAACAUUCGGCGCCGGCGUCAGCGAAAGGCUGAUCCCCGGGGCGCACCUGGGCGGUGUCCGCGCCAAAUUCCUGGCCAAGACGUACGACACCAUAAUCAAGAGCCUGAGGCUGAACAAGAAGAGCGAGUUCCGCGAGAAGUUCGGCGCGUACGGCGAGCCGGUCUAUGUCUGCUACCCUCGCAUGGGCCUCGGCGUGCGGGACUUCAAGCACAUCAUCCAAUUUUUCGAAGACUAA